Molecule: messenger RNA, 2480 nt
Organism: Astyanax mexicanus (Mexican tetra)
Lineage: Eukaryota; Metazoa; Chordata; Actinopteri; Characiformes; Acestrorhamphidae
Product: L-threonine 3-dehydrogenase, mitochondrial
Exons: 9
Coding region: 266-1387 (373 amino acids)
Biological process (GO): L-threonine catabolic process
Molecular function (GO): L-threonine 3-dehydrogenase activity
Source: RefSeq, a predicted model, not a curated record
CUAUCCAAUGGGGGAAGAGCAGAGACCGGCGAGUCCUCGAGCACGCUGGAGGAGACAGGCGUGAAUCUGAUGCAAUAACGGCACUUGAUGGAGGAGCGGGGUUAAACUAUAUUCAGCUUCAUUCAGCGAUAUCCGCCUGUAACCUGAUUCCCCCAAAUCUCUGAAAGUUUCCUAGACUAAAGGUGAAUUUUACACAGUCCAACAUUUUCGCCUUUAACCCAGAAGAAAAUUCACCUGUGUGGAAACAGCAAUAAACGAGUGGGAAAUGCCGGUUGUCAGAACUGUGUCUAAGGUGGUCCAGCAGGUUCUCCUGGCUCCAGCGCGCAGCUGUGGACCCCUCUCCCUGUCUGUACGGAGCAUCAGUUUCUCACCACGUCAAGUAACGUCUGAUGCCAGCUUUCACUCUGUGUCCUUCUCAGAGACUGACCACCCCAGAGUUCUCAUCACAGGGGGUCUGGGGCAGCUGGGUGUGGGGCUUGCCAAACUGCUUAGGAAGCGAUUUGGAAAAAACAAUGUAAUCCUGUCUGACAUCAGAAAGCCCCCAGAUCAUGUUUUCCGCAGCGGUCCAUUUAUCUAUUCUGACAUACUGGACUACAAGAAUUUACGAGAAAUUGUUGUAAACAAUCGUAUCACCUGGCUGGUGCACUACAGUGCCCUUUUGAGUGCUGUUGGGGAGGCAAAUGUGACCCUUGCCCGCAAUGUCAACAUCACAGGAUUGCACAAUAUCCUUGACAUUUCUGCAGAGCAUGGGCUUCGGCUCUUUGUUCCUAGCACAAUAGGAGCAUUUGGACCAACAUCCCCUCGUAACCCCACUCCAGACCUGUGCAUCCAGAGGCCAAGGACCAUUUAUGGGGUUUCCAAGGUCCAUGCUGAGCUAAUGGGAGAAUAUUACCACCACAGAAAUGGCCUCGACUUCCGCUGUCUCAGAUAUCCAGGCAUCAUCUCUGCAGACUCUCAGCCUGGCGGAGGAACAACAGACUAUGCUGUCCAGAUAUUUCACGAUGCUGUAAAAACAGGCAAGUUUGUGUGCAACCUGAAGCCUGACACACGCCUUCCCAUGAUGUUCAUUGACGACUGCCUGAGAGCCACCCUAGAAGUGAUGGAGGCUCCCGCUGAGGCCCUCAGCAUGCGCACCUACAAUAUCAAUGCCAUGAGCUUUACUCCUGAGGAGCUGGCCCGGGAGGUGCAGAAACAGCUGCCUGAUCUGCAGGUCACUUAUGAAAUUGAUCCAGUAAGACAGGCAAUCGCUGACAGUUGGCCCAUGAGCUUUGAAGACAGCAAUGCCAGAAAGGACUGGGGCUGGAAACACGAAUAUGACUUACCAGAGCUUAUCCAGACAAUGCUCAACUUCAUUGGCUCUGAUUCAAGAAUUGCACAUGCUAACUAAACACCAUAACUUUAUAACUGUGCAUAGUUAUUACAAUUCUAUGCAUACUUAGGUAUGCUAGACAUUAAGGAAUGUAGCUUUUUUGGUAGUUUACGAGCUGGGUCCAACCAAAGAAAGAGUAUAGAGCUGCAAAAUUCCAGGAGAACAAAGGCAGUGAUCAAAUCUUUAUUUUUCUAGUUACCACACAAGCACUUGAUCACUGUACCUAAGCUUGGUUCAGGUGAAGUCAACUCUUUGGAAUGUAGAUUUCCAGGAAGGUGUCUUAAAUGUUAAUUUUUUUUCUAGAAAUGAUAAGAUGAUAAAGAUGAGUCAUCUAUUUAUACAAAACAAGUUUUCUAUUGUAUUUUCUAUUUAACAUAUUUAUUGGUAGGCCAAUUCUGUGAAUUUGUUUUAUUAGUCAGUAUUUAUUGAAAACACUUGAAUUUAGCAUCUUGAACUCCAAUUGUCAAAUGAUAUUCAACACAUGUCUAUGUGUUUAGUGAAAAACUGAGAAAUUAUGUUUUAUUAUUUAUCAAUUAUUUAAAAUAAAAUUAAAUGGCCACCUUUUGUAGAGAUACUCAUUCCUAGUGUGAAUGAUGGGGUUAGCAGUACAUUAUAGCAGCUGCUACAAUAGACCUACAACUACAGCACUCUAUACAUUUAUUUUAAGUUAAUCUCUCAAAAUAUCCUUUAAUACUUGAUAUUUUACUUUACUUGACAAUGGCAUACACGUCAUCUGUUUACAGUCAUUUUUUUAUCUAUAUUGAAAUAUUUUAUCUUCAUAAUAUACUGUAAAGACAGUGUAGUUUUAAUGCACUAUUGUUAAAUUGACAUCAUUUUUAUGAGCAGUUAUUGCUAUUCUCACUACUGUAAUCACACUAGUGUAACUUUUUACUGCUACAUAUUUCUGAUAUUUAUAUACUUGUAGAAAAGAAAUCAACUGUUGUUUAUUUUAACCCAGAUUAUAUUCUAGAUUUAUGGUGCUGUAGUGAAAAGGCUAUAUUUGAGUCUUUCAGCUUUAUUAAGAGCACUUUCCAACAGUUUUGUACAGUUUAUCCCAGUUUGCUAAACAGACAAAUGUGUUUAUAUUUUAGUCAUUAAAGAUUGUUUGCCA